This is a messenger RNA of Glycine soja, 1064 nucleotides long. Its product is annotated as trafficking protein particle complex subunit 6B-like. The record is from RefSeq and is a predicted model, not a curated record. Gene Ontology annotation, biological process: endoplasmic reticulum to Golgi vesicle-mediated transport; regulation of GTPase activity. The transcript is spliced from 4 exons. NCBI's taxonomy places the organism in Eukaryota, Viridiplantae, Streptophyta, Magnoliopsida, Fabales, Fabaceae. Gene Ontology annotation, cellular component: trans-Golgi network; cis-Golgi network; TRAPP complex. Bases 164 to 694 code for a protein of 176 amino acids.
UUCUGAUACAUUGGUGUAGAUCGGGGUGAGGCAAGGGAAGCAAGGACGAUGAGUAUAGUAUGAGUAAUCAGAUUCAGAGUGUAUAGUGAUUCUGAUUCUUUCAUUUUCCAUAGAUUAGCAAGCAAUCGAGCGAGGGAGGGAGAGAGAGAGAGAGAGAGAGAGAAUGGUUCGGGAAGUAUCAGAGAGUUGCAUUGAUAGCUUAUUGACGGAGAUGGUGGCGUGCUAUUGCAACCGAUUCUACGCAAACAAGCCUGAACUCGCCGCACGCCGGAUCGAGGCCAUUGGAUAUCAGGUCGGUCACCAGCUCUCUGAAAGGUAUACCAUGGAUCGGCCUCGGUUCACGGAUCAUCUGGAGGCCAUCAAGUUCAUCUGCAAGGAUUUCUGGUCUGAGCUCUUUAAGAAGCAGAUUGACAACUUGAAGACAAACCAUAGGGGUACAUUUGUAUUGCAAGAUAAUAAAUUUCGCUGGCUUGCACGGAUGUCAAUUGAUCCAUCCACUGAAAAUGUUAGUCCAGUUGAAGAUAUUACUUCACCUACAGCUGAAAGCAAGGCAGCACAAGCAAUGAGCAUGCAUCUUUACUUCCCAUGUGGGAUCAUUAGAGGAGCUCUUUCCAACUUGGGAAUUCCUUGUGCAGUUUCUGCGGAUAUAUCAAACCUUCCUGCAUGUUCAUUUGUGGUCCGUAUAAAAGCUUGAAGAGUUCAUAGUUGUAAUACUGAUGAUGGAAGGGGAAGCAUUAAUAUUGUUCAAAACAAUGCUUUGAUGUCUGUGAGCUCUUUUGUCGUAAAAUGCUCGAGUGGGGAAUGUUUCUUUACGAGAUAUAAACUAUUAUAUUAAAUGUUAUUGACUGGAAUGUGUAGGAAGGGCUCCUGAGGUAGUAUUUUGAUAAGUGAGGAUUUGGUUCUUUCAGGCGCAGAUUCUAUGGAGUACGAUAACAUCGAAUUAUUGGACUGUGGAAAGACGGAGAAUUCCAAUCAUUGUAAUAUUGUUGCUCUUGUAUGGAACCUUUUAAAACAUGUACCACUUAUUCGAUUGCCAAUUUGCAGGAGGCUGGCUUUUUUUAUAA